Molecule: messenger RNA, 1494 nt
Organism: Vicia faba (fava bean)
Lineage: Eukaryota; Viridiplantae; Streptophyta; Magnoliopsida; Fabales; Fabaceae
Source: the annotation of a GenBank genome assembly
AUGGCAUCAAAGAAACCAUGGAGAAUCAUUCCAAGACCCCUCCUCGAAACAAUCCUCAACAACCACGCUCAACACCACCGAGUCCACCAACCCCUCCUCCUCCAUGGCCCUCGCGGCGUCGGAAAAACCACCCUCAUUCUGGAACGUCUACUCAACGACUGGAACAAAGCUCCUCACAUCACCGGUUACGUCGAUUUCGCCGAAUCCAUUAAACCCCAAACCAGCCCUUCCCUUCCAUGGGCCUCAUGGUCCACCUCCCCACCUCCCACUCUCUCCGAUUGCCGGAAAAGCCUCGACCAAUGUCUCGAAGCCAUGACCGAGAAAGCUCUCCGUAUGGGAGCCAUUACUUCUCGACAGAUAUUCAAUUCUCUCAACAAAUGGCACGGCCUCAGUGGAUCCCUCCGGCGCGUGUUGAACACUCCAGCUUCUAAAGGCUCCCCGGCGGUUCUGUGGGAUCGUGCGGUUUUAACGAUGGCGUCUCAGUGUAAUGCUGAUGAGAUCGAUAGGGUUUUGGGAUUUGGGGAAAAUGAGAAGAAUGUUUUCAAGGGUGGAGAGGCUGCUGAAAUUCAUCAUUUUCAGCCGAAGCUGGUACUUAACAAUAUUGAAGUUCUAAAGCAUGCUACCGUAGACGAUGAGUUUUCAGUCACUGGUCCACUCUAUCAUGAUAGCUUGAUAUGGAGAAUAAUUGCUUUGGGUGCUAACGAACAGUGUCUUCCUGUUAUCCUCGUCACAUCUGAUGGUUAUUAUUCAUAUGAAGCUUUCUUGGAUUUUGGAUAUAUGGAGAUAUUCAUCUCACGUGAGACAUUUGGGUGGACUCCACAAGAAGCUCAAAUGCACAUGGUCACGGACUAUUUUAGUCAUUCAGAAUGGAAAGUGAUUGCCGGGGUGCUUGGGCCAAACCCUCGACAUCUAUUUGAGCUAUAUGCACUUAAACAAAACAAUUAUCUGCACAAGACAACAGCAGACAGAGAUAGUACAUUCGAAGACAUUGUAGAUGCUUAUCUAGCAUAUUUGCAGAUUUCUGUCGUGAAUCCUGCGUUGGAUGGAGCGUUGGAGAUCUUGCAAAAAUUUGCAAUUGAUGUGCGCAAUGGAAAGAUUUCUGAUGACAGAUUGCGUUUUGGUGCACCUUGGAGGCAUCCACCAAAGGUUGAUGACCCUAAGUUGCGCAUGGAAUGGGCAAAGCUUCAAUUGAUGGAUUCUGUUAAAUCUCUGGUCAAUGCAGACUUUGGGGUCAAUUAUCGAAUUGAAUAUAGUGAAGAAAUAUUUGAUGAUCCUUCUGCUGUUGCGUUACUGCAGGUGGGGUUGCUUUAUGCUCAACGGGAUCCACCCUUCUUUCGUCCCAUAUCUAGAGGAAUUCAGAGGUGUCUAGUAAGAUGGCUUGUCCAGCAGCGGAUGCAGCUCAGGUUGCCUCAGUUGAUUCGAUUUCAGUGGCACAGACUAAUACGGGGACGUUAUUAUCGCCAUUUGAUGGUACAAGUAGACAAUAAGUACUAG